Molecule: messenger RNA, 583 nt
Organism: Brassica napus (rape)
Lineage: Eukaryota; Viridiplantae; Streptophyta; Magnoliopsida; Brassicales; Brassicaceae
Product: flowering-promoting factor 1-like
Exons: 1
Coding region: 91-417 (108 amino acids)
Biological process (GO): regulation of flower development; vegetative to reproductive phase transition of meristem
Source: RefSeq, a predicted model, not a curated record
CUCUCUCUCUCUCUCUCUCUCUCUCUCUCUCUCUCUCUCUCUCUCUCUCUCUCUCUCUCUCUCUCUCUCUCUCUCUCAAUCAAGAAGAUCAUGUCAGGCGUGUGGGUGUUCAAGAACGGAGUGAUAAGGCUUGUAGAGAACCCUAACCAGUCAGGAGCCGACACAUACAGCCGAAGGAAGGUCAUGGUCUAUUUACCCACAGGAGAAGUGGUCUCAUCUUAUUCGAUGCUCGAGCAGAUCCUCCAGAGUCUUGGGUGGGAGAGGUACUUUGGCGACACAGAACUCCUCCAGUUCCACAAACCCUCAUCCAUUGAUCUCAUCUCUCUCCCUAGAGAUUUCACCAAAUUCAACUCCGUUUACAUGUACGAUAUCGUCGUCAAGAACCCUAAUUACUUCCACGUCCGAGACUCCCAUUAAAUCUUUUGUUCUUUUUGUUGUGUGUUUGUUUGUGUGUGUGUGUUUUACAUUUUAGUAUUUGUUGGAUUUUGUCUUUAGUUGCAUGUGCAUGUUUUAUUUCCGUUGUCGAUGUUGAGAGUUGUGUAACUGUAUGUGAUUGUGGUUUUAUGAAAGUUGAGAUUAAGAA